Entrophospora sp. SA101 is the source of this 482-nucleotide messenger RNA. The record is from the annotation of a GenBank genome assembly. Lineage: Eukaryota; Fungi; Glomeromycota; Glomeromycetes; Entrophosporales; Entrophosporaceae.
GUGGUCCUAAAAGUGAUGAAAUCUGGAAUUAUUAUAACAAAGGUCAAGAGAAAAAUGAUGGCCAUUAUUCCGCAACAUGUUAUUAUUGUAGUAAAACUUGGGCAAGGGGUAAACCUGCAAAAUUGAAAGCACACCUAGCUAAUGAAUGCUUGCCUUGUCCACCAGAUAUUAAUCAUUUUGGUUCAAAAAAACCUCUACCACUUUCUGUUACUGAAAGAAUUGAUCAUGCUUUGUUGAAAGCAUGGUUUGAAGCAAAAUUAUCUCCUUAUGACUUACCAUAUGUUGAAGAAAUGGACACACCUGAACUUUGGUGGGGUUCAAUUAAAAAUAAACCUAGCCACUUAUCUGAAAUUGCAAUCAGAUUAUUUGGAAUAACCCCAACUCAAUCAAAUUGUGGAAGAAAUUUUUCUACUCUUAAAUGGAUAAUAGGAGAUCGCAGAACUAGACUUGCCAUACAGAGACUUGAAUAUUUCAAAAAUUAG